AUGUGUCUCAGAAGUCAGGCUUCCCGCCCCGACGCCCGACGAGCCGCAUCUUGGAUGGGAAUGGCUCCGUCCGCUGUGAUCCCAUCUUCUCUGAACAAAAGUUCGACCUUGCACGUGGGGCAGGACGAACGCCCCAGAGCUGGGCCAUCCUCGGCCAUCCUCGGCCAUCCUCGUCCAGCCAGCCACAGAGACCCCGCGCCAGGCCCUGCUGCAGCCUUCCAGGCGCGAGGUCCACCGAUCCGCCUCGAUCCGCUGAUUAUGAGCGCGCCCUCGGACCCGGACGCGUACAGCUACGCGAAGUUCCUCGUUGACAUCUAUCCCGACGACGCCGUCGAGAUUUUGUGCAAGAGAGGAUCAUGCGAUAUUAUAGAACUAGUUCAGCAGCAAGUCGACCGCAACUGUAUUCGGCUCGGAGGAGGGUCCAGAAACAAAAUCAAGGGCCUGGUAGAGGAUCGUCGGUGGGAAGAGUUAAAGACUCUCAGAGGAUCUCCACCGCAAUCCGCGACGACGACACCUCGAAAUCACCGCCGUAGCGGUCAAGGGCCACCUACACCAAGUUCCACGGCAAGCGGAUCACCGCAGUCACAGCGGAAUCCGAGCGACGAUUGGAUUAUUGUAUAUGGCAUGGAGGAGCCAGUCUGGUUUAUGGCGAGCCCUAGCGGCUCCGAGGAAUAUCUGAUUGGGGAGGACAAACUCGAGCGAUUCCAGGGCCUGACAGUAAAGUGGACAACACCCCCGAAGAAAAUUACGCUUGGCGGCAAGAUAAUCGAUGUCUCUAAACACGUCCAUUUCACAUGGAAUCGACCUGGGGAUAAAGGAACAGCCUAUAAGCAAUUCUGGGUAGUUCGGUCAGAACUGAUACGCCACGGGGACGUUUUGUUAGGCUAUAGGAGGCAGCCAUCCAGGGGCGGACAGGAUAAAGCAAUAAUCACUGACGAGACAUUAGCACCUAUGAGCUCUCCGCUAUCACUUGAGCUUGCAAAAGUGCCACCCCCCGCACCAACGCCUCCACAGCUGGGGCUUUACCAGGCCUCAUCAGCUACUUCCAUACACAGUAUCCACGACAGCCCGAUACAAUCACAAAGCCGUAUCCCCCUUCGGGCAUCUGCGAGGACUGCUACUAUGAACUCUGGGCCACCAUCAUUCAACAACCCACCGCCGACCCAACCCGCCGCCUCGAUCAUGGAGCGGGAAUUAUCCCGUCCUGGGUCAGCAUCAUCCACCAGAACGACCAAGUCUUCCAAACUAGACACCGUGCUCGUUCAAUUAUCGUUCGAAGGCACAGGCAACCGACUCUUGCCUCUAGAUCUCACCAAGAACGGCGACGAAAUAAUCCCCUAUCUCGAGCCGCACAUCUUCAAGCUGAGCGGUGGUAAACAACUCGACCGUUCCAUCCACGAGAUAAAGAUUACUCCGCUGAAAGAAACUGAAUCCGAAGCGCCGAGCUCUUCUCUUGACGAAGAAGUGUUUGAGUAUAUCUGGGAUGGCAUGGUGGAGUUUAUGCGCGAGAAUAGAACGACCAAGAAGCCGGAAUUUCGACUCGAUAUUGGAUGA
Messenger RNA from Hyaloscypha bicolor E, 1554 nucleotides. RefSeq lists its product as uncharacterized. The record is from RefSeq and is a predicted model, not a curated record. The transcript has 3 exons. The coding region runs from base 1 to 1554 and encodes 517 amino acids. Lineage: Eukaryota; Fungi; Ascomycota; Leotiomycetes; Helotiales; Hyaloscyphaceae.